Molecule: messenger RNA, 717 nt
Organism: Salvelinus sp. IW2-2015
Lineage: Eukaryota; Metazoa; Chordata; Actinopteri; Salmoniformes; Salmonidae
Gene: ndufb7
Product: NADH:ubiquinone oxidoreductase subunit B7
Cellular component (GO): mitochondrion
Source: RefSeq, a predicted model, not a curated record
UCGACUUGUMUAUUUCCGUUGCAGAAAGGAAGUAGCUCGUUGGGUCUUGUGGAGGUGACCGAAUGGCAGAUUUAUUCUGUCAAUCUUGAAUUAGUUCUCUCCCAGAGUCGUAGGAAACACCGAUUAUUUUAUUUUCAUUGUGAAAAAAUACCGUUAGCACCAUGGGAGCUCACCUCGCGCGGCGGUAUAUCACCGAGACGGAGACCGAGCCUGACCCUGCGAAACCGUUUGGCUUUGACCCCGAAUUCGGCUUCGAUGAGAGGAAAGAGAGAGAGAUGGUGGCCUCCCAGGCCCAGAUGAACCUGGCCCAGGUCCCUGUACUCCAGAGGGACUACUGCGCCCACCACCUCAAGCUCAUGAAGUGUAAGAGGGACAACUGGCACUUCCUGGCCUGUAAACACGAGAGACACGACUGGGACUACUGCGAGCACCAGGAGUAAGUAUCUGCCUGGUUCUAGGUGUAGGUCGAGGUUUAGCAGCACCAGGAGUAAGUAUCUGCCUGGUUCUAGGUGUAGGUCGAGGUUUAGCAGCACCAGGAGUAAGUAUCUGCCUGGUUCUAGGUGUAGGUCGAGGUUUAGCAGCCCAGGAGUAAGUAUCUGCCUGGUUCUAGGUGUAGGUCGAGGUUUAGCAGCACCAGGAGUAAGUAUCUGCCUGGUUCUAGGUGUAGGUCGAGGUUUAGCAGCACCAGGAGUAAGUAUCUGCCUGGUUCUAGGUGAG